GUCAAACCGACUCAAAGAGUCCAUGUGCUUGUGUGCGUUUCCUUGCGCAAAUUUUUUUUUACCCGUGCUCAGUUUUUAAAGUACAAGCAACAUGGAAAGAAAUCCGACAAUCCUGAGAGUUCCGGCCAGGGUUCCGAUGGCGAGGAGGAGUUCGCAGUGGAGAAGAUCAUCGACCGGCGGGUCCGCCAGGGCAAGGUGGAGUACUACCUUAAAUGGAAGGGCUACGCCGAAACAGAGAACACCUGGGAGCCCGAGAGCAAUCUCGACUGCCAGGAUCUCAUCCAGCAGUAUGAGCUGAGCCGCAAGGACGAGGAAAAGGCGGCGGCUUCCAAAAAGGACCGACCCAACAGCAGUGCCAAGACCAAGGAAACUCCGGGACGCGUUAGCACAUCGUCGGCCACUACGAGCAAGAGAAAGUCGGAGGAACCAACAGCGCCAGCUAGCAACAAAUCAAAACGUACAACAGAGGUGGACCAGGAAAGCACUGAUUCCUUGUCAUCCGGCUCUACCGGAUUCGACCGUGGUCUGGAGGCCGAAAAAAUUCUGGGCGCCUCGGACAACAACGGCCGCCUGACAUUCCUAAUACAGUUCAAAGGAGUGGACCAGGCAGAAAUGGUGCCCUCUUCAGUGGCCAACCUGAAAAUCCCGCAGAUGGUGAUCCACUUCUACGAGGAGCGCCUGUCCUGGUACUCAGACAACGAGAAUGAGGCUAUGCCUCUUCAUUUAUUUAAAAAUGAAGCCUUGUAAAACCUUUAUGUUUCU
Messenger RNA from Drosophila gunungcola (fruit fly), 762 nucleotides. RefSeq names its product heterochromatin protein 1-like. Gene Ontology annotation, cellular component: nucleus; pericentric heterochromatin. NCBI's taxonomy places the organism in Eukaryota, Metazoa, Arthropoda, Insecta, Diptera, Drosophilidae. The transcript is spliced from 4 exons. Gene Ontology annotation, molecular function: chromatin binding. The record is from RefSeq and is a predicted model, not a curated record. The annotation marks the transcript as partial. Gene Ontology annotation, biological process: negative regulation of transcription by RNA polymerase II; chromatin organization.